Messenger RNA from Benincasa hispida (wax gourd), 1537 nucleotides. RefSeq lists its product as uncharacterized. Gene Ontology annotation, biological process: multicellular organism development. The record is from RefSeq and is a predicted model, not a curated record. Lineage: Eukaryota; Viridiplantae; Streptophyta; Magnoliopsida; Cucurbitales; Cucurbitaceae.
CCAAACAAAGAGAAUUAAUGGAAAGUGAGAUUUGCAAGAUUUAUUCUCCUCCUUCUUGUCCUCUCAUCUCAUUUUUUUUUGUCCACCAUCAAAACAUCAAAACCAAAUACCAAAACCCUUUUUCUUUCUAGUCAAUGCCCUCUCCUUCUCUCUUCUUUGCACAUUCUCAAUAUUAUUCUCUAAUUUCUCUCAUAUUAUAUAUAUAUAAAGUCUGUCCCUCAUGGCUGCUAGUUGCUUUGAGAUCCACCUGAAAUGAACAACAAAUGGUUCCUCCUACUUAUGCUCCUCUUCCUUCCUUUCCUUUUAAUCUCUUCUCUCCAAGUUUUGCUCUCAUGAGUCAUUUUGAGGGUUUCCAUAAUAACAAUAAUACUAACAAUAAUUCUCAUGAUCAUCAUCAUCAUCAUCUCUUUCCUCUUCAACAUGAUUCAACAACAACCAACCAAAACCCUUCUACUUCUAAGGAUCUAACUCUUCAUGACCAUGUUGCGGUCGAUAAGAGUUGGCUUCGCCUUAGCAUCGGCGCUGCCACCCCUGACGUCGUCGUCCACAACCAUCAUCAACCGCCAGGGUUUGGCUUUGGCUUGACUGAGCUCGAUUUAUUACCCUCUGACGACGGCGGCGUUGGUUCGAAAUCGUCGUUGGGGGUCGUUGGAGAUUUUUCUACAACUCCGGCGUUGGUUUUGCCUCCGCCGCCACCGGAGCUUAAUUGGACGUUUAGACCUAUCUCCUCUUAUAACUCUUCCUCUUCUAAUUGUUCAUCUUCUUUUAUUCCAUUUGCUCCUUACUUUUCAAACCCCUUUCAACUUCACCAUGGACUUGACUUAGUCACUGCCAGCGCCGCCGCCGGAUCUAGCUCCGAUGCCGUUAGGGUUAUCGACCCUCCUCGCCGCCCUCAUUCCGGGAUUUGGUUUUCUCUUCAACCUUUGGAAUUAAACCAAGGGAAACAACCACUGUUGCCACAGAGAUCCAGCUACUUGAGAAUCAAGGAUGGAAAGAUGACAGUUCGAUUACUAAUCAAAUACUUGGUGAAAAAGCUUAGAUUGGAUAACGAAUUAGAGAUCGAGAUAAGAUGCAGAGGGGAAAAGCUUGAAGGUUGCUUGACAAUGCAGCAUAUUAGAGAUAAAAUUUGGUGCUCCAAAGACUCAGGUCUUACCACUUUGCUUCCAAAUUCCUCAACUAUUGAUCACAUUAUGGUUCUUCACUAUGCCAUUUUUCCUCGCACCCCUAAUUCUCCUUCUCCUUCUUAAUUAAUUUCUAAUAAUCAAAUUUUAUUAUCAUUAAUUAUCUCUCUAAUUAAUCUAAAUAUUUAAUCUCCGUCUCUCUCCUUCAAUUUCUUUGUCCCAACAUCCACAUAUCCCUAGCUAGGAUUUUCUGACUUUAAUUAACUGCAUUAUUAUUUACCCCCCACCAUCUCUUUCCUUAUUAAAAUUAUCAUGUAUUUUUCUCACCUUCCUAGUUUAGGAAUUAAAUUCAUAUCACAUCCGCACCUUUUCAUCUUAAUUGUAAUUAUCAUUUUCAUUUAUAAUAUCCAACUUAU